Messenger RNA from Phytophthora nicotianae INRA-310, 336 nucleotides. RefSeq lists its product as hypothetical. Bases 1 to 336 code for a protein of 111 amino acids. The record is from RefSeq and is a predicted model, not a curated record. The transcript has a single exon. Lineage: Eukaryota; Oomycota; Peronosporomycetes; Peronosporales; Peronosporaceae.
AUGUGGGUGCUUGCUAACAACGUGGUGAACAGAGACGAACGUCGACAGCAGCUACGGCAGCGUUUGGACGAAACUGAACGCAUUAACGCUACAUCAGCUGAGGAAGAAUCACCGGCGUCUAAGCUACACCGUAAGAACCGAAGGAAUCAGGCAAAGAACCGAUGUAAGGCACGGAGUCGAGAACUCGACCUUCUAAGUCAGCAGGUGAAUAUCGUUUCGGUUGCCGAUGGUUCCACCGUAACUUCUGGAGUACCGGCAGUACCUGUGACAACUGCUGUUGGAUUGGCGGUAACUCCAACUAUAAACACCUCCAGUGCUGCGAGUGAGAAUGAGUGA